Messenger RNA from Closterium sp. NIES-65, 960 nucleotides. The record is from the annotation of a GenBank genome assembly. NCBI's taxonomy places the organism in Eukaryota, Viridiplantae, Streptophyta, Zygnematophyceae, Desmidiales, Closteriaceae.
AUGUAUGCUUCGCUGCUCCGCAUUUCCGGCCCACCCCGCCUUCCUGUCCCCCAGGCCAACACAGAGAGAAGGAAAGUGGCUCAUAACGGGGAGCAGUGGCCCGUGGACGCACAUGACCUGCCGUCCCUGCUGCUCUCCGUGCUCAUGCCCCCUUACCCAUGCCCCGCAGAGGAGAGAGUGGGUGCAUGGGGAGAUGGCGGAAAGUUGUGCCUCCUGCCAUUUAACUCUCUCCCGCUUCCUUUCGCUCCCAUGCCUCUUCCCCUGCCUCUUUCCAUUCCACCUCUCCUUCCCUCCUCCUCUCGUUCCAACUCUCUCUCUUCACUGCAAUGGAUAAAGCACGCCAUGCCUUCCCUUCCUAUCCGCUUCCCCACUCUUCACCCCUCUUCUCCCCUCUUCCCCCCUCUUCCCCCCUCUUCCCACCACUCCCUCAGUCCCCCCCUGCCCCCUCCCUCCCCCCCCCUUCACCACCCCCCCCCAACCUCCUCCCUUGUCCAUGCCAGUGUGGGCAGCAACGAGCAGUAUGACUUUGAGCAGGCCAUGGGCGCGGCGCUGCACACCAAGCCAUUCACCUUCGACCCAUUCCUCUCCGCCAACGCCACUGCUCACAUGCUCGCCCUCCCCUUCCUCCACUUCCACCAAAUCGCGAUCGCGGGCGCGGCAAGCUUGGAGGCUUUCCGGGCGAAAAACCCCGGCAUCACCUUCAUGACGCUGCAGGGGGCGAUGGAGAGGCUAGAGCACUCGUAUGUGGAUGUGCUGAAAAUGGACUGCGAGGGGUGUGAGGAGGAGUUUAUCAUGGGUCUGAAGAGGGAGACUGAUGAGUUUCUGGAGAAGAGGAGGGCUGAGGGAGGGGCUUUGACCAAGGAGGAGAAGGCGGGGAAGCGGCGGGGGCGGGGCAAUGCAAAGCUGGUGGUGAAUGGGGGGAACUUGCCAUUCGGACAACUGCUGGUGGAGUUCCACUAG